This is a messenger RNA of Gigantopelta aegis, 2697 nucleotides long. RefSeq names its product DNA excision repair protein ERCC-6-like. Lineage: Eukaryota; Metazoa; Mollusca; Gastropoda; Neomphalida; Peltospiridae. The record is from RefSeq and is a predicted model, not a curated record. Gene Ontology annotation, molecular function: ATP binding; ATP-dependent chromatin remodeler activity. Gene Ontology annotation, biological process: transcription-coupled nucleotide-excision repair. Gene Ontology annotation, cellular component: nucleus.
AUGGAUACCAGUGAGAACACAGCAAGUGAUUUCAAUGACUUUAGACCUCCAGAGACUGAUCGACUCUUUAGUUUACCAGCUAGUACAACAGAUCAAGCUGAUAAACUUGAAUUAAUUCGUACCGGUUUAUUAACUCCUUUUGGUAGCAGUUCCACUGUAUCUAAUAGUAGUAUUACUCAUCAAGAAAGAUCACGUGAUCAUCAUGUGAGGAAGUCCUCAUCACCUGCUUUAUCUUUGGCUGACUUUGAUUGGCUAGGAAUUACUAGUCGGACUGGUGAUAAAGGAAAAGGGAAAGGAAAAGGUCCGAUAAAAUCAAAAAGUACUGAUAAAUUGAGUUCUACUGAUCAAUUAGAGUCAUCUUCAAGUACACCAUUUAAAAACAUGGAUUUGUCAUCAAAUACUAGCACCCACAGCAGUCAAUAUGAGAAUGAAUCUGUAGUUGAACAUAGAAAUGAGUCUGAGAAUCAGCCUGCUAGGUAUGGGUCUGAGGAUGUUGACUAUCGACCUGAGAGUGAGGCUAGUGAUGACUCAUAUGUAACAGAUGAUGAACAAUACAAAUCUAGUUUGUCAGAAGAGGAAGAACCUCCAGUUGAAUUUGAUGGAGGUUUUAAAAUAACUAAUAAUAUUUGGCAUAAACUUUACAGAUAUCAGCAGACUGGUGUGAAGUGGCUAUGGGAGCUACAUUCUCAACAGGCCGGGGGAAUCAUGGGAGAUGAGAUGGGACUUGGUAAAACAAUACAAAUUAUAGCGUUUUUAUCUGGUUUAAAAAUAAGUAACAUUAGAAGUCAUGUUACAAGGGAGCUCGGACUGGGUCCUGUACUCAUUGUCUGUCCAGCCACAGUCCUGCACCAGUGGGUCAUGGAAUUCCAUACUUGGUACCCACCAUUUCGAGUUGCUAUUCUUCAUGAUACUGGAUCUUAUGAAGGUAGUAAAGUGUCUCUUUUGAACAGAAUAGUAAAUGUUAAUGGUGUCAUUGUGACAACGUAUGCUGGUCUGAGACUAAGUCAUCAGUUCUUAUUAAGAUAUCAAUGGGAAUAUGUUAUUUUAGACGAAGGACACAAAAUUAGAAACCCUGACUCCGAAAUCACUUUAGUAUGUAAGCAGUUUUCUACUCCACAUCGUAUUAUACUCUCUGGCUCUCCAAUGCAAAAUAAUCUUCGUGAACUUUGGUCUUUGUUUGACUUUGUUUUUCCCGGCAAAUUAGGUACUCUUCCUGUAUUUAUGGAGCAGUUCUCUGUCCCCAUUACCCUCGGAGGAUAUAUUAAUGCCUCUAAAAUUCAAGUGGAAACAGCAUAUCGAUGUGCUUGUAUUUUAAGAGAUACUAUUAAUCCUUAUCUGUUGAGAAGACUGAAGAGUGAUGUAAAACUUCAACUACCAAACAAAAAUGAACAAGUUUUGUUCUGUCGUCUCACAGACUAUCAGAGAGAGCUGUAUGAAGAUUACAUCAAAGGACCUGAAGUUGAAGCCAUGAUGAGUGGUAGCAAAUGGAUAUUUUCAGGUCUAGUGACACUACGUAAACUUUGCAACCAUCCUGACUUGGUUACAAAUGAGUAUCGUAAAGGAGGAAAGGGUGUGUCUGGAGGAGAAGGAGAGGUGAAGAAGAGAAAGAUGACUGACAAUGAGAUUACUGGAGAUAUUGAAGAAACAUAUGGUUAUUGGCGUAGAUCUGGUAAAAUGAUUGUUAUUGAAGCUUUGUUAAGGAUGUGGUAUGAACAAAAACACAAAGUCCUUUUGUUCACACAGUCUAAACAAAUGUUAAUGAUAUUUGAGAAGUUUGUACAGUCACGUGAAUACUCGUAUCUGACAAUGGACGGCAGCACUUCUAUUGGUUCACGUCAAACUAUAAUAAAGAAUUUCAAUGAGGACCCUUCAAUAUUUAUUUUUCUUUUGACUACUCGAGUUGGAGGUAUUGGUGUAAAUUUAACUGGAGCAGACAGAGUUGUCAUUUAUGAUCCAGACUGGAACCCAAGCACUGAUACCCAGGCAAGAGAGAGGGCGUGGCGUAUUGGUCAAACUAGACCAGUGACUAUCUAUCGUCUGUUGACCUCAGGAACUAUUGAAGAAAAGAUAUAUCACAGACAGAUCUUUAAACAGUUCCUCACAAAUCGUGUCCUUCGUGAUCCUCGUCAAAGACGAUUCUUUAAGUCAAAUGAUUUGUAUGAAUUGUUCACCCUUGGAUCCUCAGAUGGUCCUAACAAGACGGAGACUAAUGUUAUCUUUGCAGGAACAGGAUCAGAAGUUAAAAUGCCCAAAAAAGACAAAGAAGAAAGAAAUCAAAAACAUGCAGUUAAUAUUACUAGUGGAGAAAAGCACUCAACUACAUCAGUUGUUAGUGAACCAUUAAGUUCUGUAGUACAAGAGGAUAAUGCAGGAUGCUCUGCUAGUGCUAUUGAUGAUACAUUAAAAGAGAAAGAGAAGAAAGAAGAGACAUAUGACAGCAGAGAUACUACAGAGAAAGAGUUGUCUCAAGAAGCAAUAGAUGCUUUGCUGUCUUGUCAAAAGAAACGAAAGAAAUCAAAGAAAAAGAAAAAGAAAAGAAACAAACAUAAAAAGAGAGAUGUAGAAGUUGAUGGACAUCAAAUUACAGGACUAGAGAGUAUGGACAUUUAUAAUCCUGGUAGUGAAGACGAGGAAGAUCAAAUUACUAAGAAACAAGACAACAUUAUACUCCGAGCUUUGUUCAAGAAGUCAGGUUAG